This is a messenger RNA of Zophobas morio, 519 nucleotides long. RefSeq names its product prefoldin subunit 1-like. Lineage: Eukaryota; Metazoa; Arthropoda; Insecta; Coleoptera; Tenebrionidae. The coding region runs from base 102 to 467 and encodes 121 amino acids. The record is from RefSeq and is a predicted model, not a curated record. Gene Ontology annotation, biological process: protein folding. The transcript has 3 exons. Gene Ontology annotation, molecular function: protein folding chaperone. Gene Ontology annotation, cellular component: prefoldin complex; cytoplasm.
UGCAGAAUUUCCCUGUUUGUCAAUGCUAUUUUGCUCCAAAUUUCCUAUUUUAGAAUACAUGCUCUCAUUGCCUUAAAAACAAUAAAAAAGUGGUCAAAAAAAUGGCAAAAGUGGAUAUGGAACUGAAGAAGGCCUUCGCCGAGUUGCAAGAGAAACAAAUAGACACAGCUCAGAAGUUACGGAUAGCAGAUCUACAAAUCGAGACUCUCAAACGAAAUAAGCAACACGCCAUAUUCACAGAGAGGGAGAUCGAUGCGCUGGAAAGCGGCACCAGGACCUUCGAAUCCGUGGGCCGCAUGUUCGUGUUGACCCCCAUAGAAGAGGUGAAAGACGGCCUGCAGAAGAAGCAAGCCCAAUCAGACGACAAGAUCAAAGUUCUACAAAACAAUAAAACGUAUCUAGAAAAUAGUUUAAAAGACGCAACGAAUAGCUUACGUGAAUUGGUACAACAGAAAAAAGAAGCUUAAUUUAUUUUCUAUUUUAAUGUAAAAGUUCUUAAAUACAUAGUUUAUUCAGCAA